GAGCAGAUCUGUGACCCUGUCUUUAUGUAAUGUAACUCCAUUGAUGGAUGCUUGGAUUGGGCUGCACCAUCCUGGCCAUCGGGAGGUGACUGUCAGAAGAAAUGCCGGUCCUCGGUGCCCUAGUACAUCACCACCAGGACCAUGGCGACUCCUUGGCCAAUGAGAAGAGAGAGGUGCUCUUAUGGCUCCUCCUGUCUUGCUAGAUGGUCGGCGUCCUCCUUCAUGCUCCUAUGGUUGCCCUGGGUGUUGCUAUGGCUUCCAUGGCCCACCCGAGCUGAACAAGUGGGCGGUGGGGGACACAUCGGGAAGUCACUCCACGGUUCCCUGUCGUCCCCCUCGUUAACAUCAUCUUCAUCCUCCUCCUCCUCUUCCUCCUCCUUGUCCCCGUCCAGCUCCACGGCGUGGGGCUUCAACACGAGGCAGAGCGGAGGGCAGCUGGACUGGCUGCUGUCAGAGAAAGGACCUUUCCACAGAUGUCCGGAGUACACAGAGUUCAGAGAGAGGUUCCAGCAGGGAUUUUCUACCAGAUACAAGAUUUACAGGGAGUUCAGCCACUGGAAGGUGAACAGCCUGGCAACAGAGAAGAGAGAUUUCCUCAAAGCUCCAUUGCCCUUAGCGCCAGAGUUCCUACGCAACCUGCGGUUACUGGGGCGACGGCCGACCCUGCAGCAAAUCAACGAAAACCUCAUCAAGAAGUACGGGACCCACUUCCUGAUUUCUGCUACCCUGGGAGGAGAGGAGUCUUUGACCAUUUUCCUGGACAAGCAGAGGCUGAAUAAGAAGUCGGAGGGUAGCAGCAACAGCUCGGUGGUGUCUCUGGAGCUGCUCCAUCAGCUGGCUGCUUCCUACUUCACCGAUCGAGAAAGCACCCUCAGGCGACUGCACCACCUCCAAAUCGCCACUUCUGCCAUCAAGGUAACAGAAACAAGGACCGGCCCUCUUGGCUGCAGCAACUAUGACAGUUUGGAUUCGGUUAGCUCGGUGUUGGUGCACAGCCCCGAAAACAAGAUCCACCUGAAGGGCUUGCAAGAUGUCCUGCCAGAGUUCCUGCGUGGGCGGUUUGUGGAGGCGGCCCUGAGCUAUGUGGCGUGCAACUCUGAAGGCGAGUUGCUCUGCCGCAACAACGACUGCUGGUGCCGCUGCUCUCCCCGCUUCCCGGAAUGCAACUGUCCCUUCGCCGACAUCAAGGUCAUGGAGGAGAACCUGGAGAAGAGCAAAGAGGGCUGGAGUAGCUUCAACCAAGAGUUCAUGGAGUCAGAUGAAUUCAAAGCCUUCCUGAAGCGCUUACCCACUGACCGGUUCUUGAACGUGUCCAUGAUUGCAAAGUUCUGGUCGGCCGACAUGUCUCUCCAGAAGCGCUACGCCCAGUUGGAGUCCAGCACGGCCCUGGUCCAGGGGAAAGCCCAGAAGAUCAUCAGGAAACUGUUCACCCUGAGCAAACGCUGCCCCAAACAACCUCGCAUCAGUCUGCCCAGAGAGAGGUCUGUGGGGUUUUGGUUGAGUAGAGCCCAGUCUCUGCUCUACUGUAACGAUCACGGCGUGUUGGGCGACUUCUCAGAAGAGGCAAAGAGCUGCAUCUGCCCCAUGGAGCAGCCCACCUGCCAGGGGGCCAUUCCCUGCAUUGUGGGCACCUCCUCCACCUCCUGUGUCUCCUGCGCCACCGACAACACGACUCGCUGCGGAUCCUGUCAUCACGGCAACCUCCUCCAUCUUGGUUCCUGCCGUCCGAGCAUUGCUGCAUCCCUAGACCACUAUCUGAACCUGGACUUGGAUAUGCCCGAUGCAGAGGUGAAGUACCUGCUGCAGCGACUGGACAGCAGAAUAGAGGUCCAUGCUAUCUACAUCAGCAAUGAUGUGCGCCUAGGAAGUUGGUUUAACCCCGCCUGGAGGAAGAGGAUGUUGCUGACGCUCAAGAGUAACAAAAAUAAGUCUAACCUCAUCCACAUGCUGAUGGGCAUCUCUUUUCAGAUUUGUUUAACUAAGAAUUCAACGUUAGAGCCCGUGCCUGCGAUAUACGUGAAUCCUUUUGGGGGAAGUCACUCUGAGAGCUGGUUCAUGCCAGUCCACCAUCCUGAAUUCGCUACCUGGGAGAGAACUCGACUGGAUGCUGUGGCAACGGCACAGUGUUACAACUGGACGCUGUCUCUGGGCAACAAGUGGAAGUCCUUCUUUGAGACGGUACACAUCUACCUGAGAAGCCGCAUACUCACAGAUGAUCCAACGGUGAAUGAGACUCUCUUCUAUGAACCACUGGACCUCGAUGACCAGACAUCCAACAUGGGGUACAUGAAGAUCAACACGCUAAAGGUGUUUGGAUACAGCAUGCACUUUGACCCCGAGGGCAUUAAGGAUCUGAUUCUGCAGUUGGACUACCCGUACACACAGGGUACGCAGGACGCUGCCUUUCUGAUGCUGUUGGAAAUGAGAGACCGGAUUAACCGGCUGUCUCCUCCAGCGCCGCAGCCGCUCGAUUUGUUUUCAUGCCUUCUGCGCCAUCGGCUCAAGCUCUCAGCCGGAGAGGUGGCACGCAUCAAGGACUCACUGCAGAUCUUCAACUCCAAGCUUCCCAAUGCUUCCCCUGAACCUGAGCUUGCUCAGCUGUGUAGCUAGCUAACCUAGCGCACAAGUCAGGUACUGGAGUGGAAGUACACUAGGAGGGGAGGAGUCACUGCUUCAGGGACGGUUCCAGACUUAGCUAAGGGGAAAGCGUACAGGAUAAUGGACACCGACUCUGAGGAGUGACUGCUGGGCUUUUCUUACAGUAACUCCUGGCUUGUUUUCUGCUGUCACGUUUUUAUUAUAAAUUGCUAUCAGAGCACUUUGACAAAAAGGUGGAGCUAUGUUUUGAACUUUCUGGAGAUCAGCUGAUACUUGGACUCUUUCAGAGGAUGUGCUGUAAUAACCUGGAGGCUUACCUUUGCUAUAACUGUCCUACUUUGGCAAACUGUACAACUAAAGGAGAGACACUUUCACCGGACAGGAUUUGGGACCCCACAGAGCUCAUGUGCUGGGGUAGACCUAAGACCUUUGCCUUGCAGAAAUAAAGGCAGUUUUGAUAUGUUAGAGAGGGACUGGAAAGGGGUCUUCACAAACGAAAAUGGAAGAGGAGCUCCCCUUUUCUAACUCUACCCUCUUUGGCUACAGAACAAUCUCAUGGGAGGGGAAAAAUGGGAAAAUAUUAUAUAUGUGGUGAAUGAGUUGUUAUGUUACGCUUAACAUUUUAAAAUUUGAUAAUCCUGAACCCUAUUACUGUCUUUGAAUAUUUCUUUUUAAUCCCUGCCUUUCACUUUAUCUGGCAUUUGAAAAACUUGUAUCCAUGCUUAACAUCAGUGAGAAUUUGGUUAGUGAUGUUCUGUCCUUGGUGGUGUGUCUAUGCCAAAAGAACGUGAACACAUUGACAAACUGAAUGGCAAAAAUCUUUGAUAAUUGAGCUUUUUUUUUUGAGCUGAAAAAUCGGAAAGAGAUCUUCAGAUGUGGUGACGAAAAAGUCUGCCGAUAUAGUGCUGUAAAUACCGCUCCAUCUAACCCCAGGUGUGGACAAAGUGCACAUUGCUUUUUAGAUAACUGAGUGCAAAGACCAAAAAAAUGUUUAUAACAAAACAAACUCAUGCCUUAUAUGGAGAGUCAAUGUUAAGAUAAGAAGCACAUUUAGUUUUGCGUGUUUGAUUUCUGGCAAAGGCUGUAUUGCUUUUUAUAGUUCGAUUUUUUUACCAGGACAGAACAGCAGUCACAUCCUCGAGACAUUACGUGGUAAUGUAACUUUUCCAUGUAAAUGCCAGUCACACAUUCUGCAGUUGCUUAUUUUGAUUUAGUGUUGUGAAAAUUUGAGCCACUAUUUGCAGUUCACACCAGUGCUUAAAGGGUUUCUAAUGGUUUGGUUGGUAUCAGGUCAAAAGAGCAGAAUUUAUUUCCUUUGGUUUCUUUCUUUUUUUGUAGUUUUUUGUUAACAUGUGGGUCCAAAUUCAGCUGCCAUUACCAUGGUAAGUGAAAUGAUUAGUUUUGUGUAGAGCAGUGAUGAUACUCCUGAGAGCUGUAACCUUACCAGGUUAAUAUUUGAUAUGACUCUUUAUUUGAUUCACUAAUCUGUCAAUGAAAAUCAGUAAACCUUGUAUAUCAUUUUCAGCAAUUCUUCUGUGCUCAGCUUGCUUCAGUAAAAACAGAGUGGUUUAUCUAUUCUUGGAUCAUUCUUCUUCUUCAAUGGUUUUCUGAGCUUUCUGAGUGUUCUUUGUUACUUAUUUUUGCAGAACAGCUUAUCUUUUGUGAUCUCACCAUGGUCCUCAUUUAUCAAUCUGGUGUAGAAACCAGCGCAGAUUUGAGGGCAGAAAUCAACGUAUGAAAAGGUUCUCAUGGGAUCUUAGAAAUGUGCAUAUCUGGGUCAAUCACAACAUAUGCAUGUUUGGUGUUGAUAAAUGUGGAGGCUGCAAACUGUAGUCAUUUAAAUAUCACACCCCUAAUUAUUUAGCUGGGAUCACCCAUAGACUGUAUAAAAUACGGACGCGCUGUUUUGAGGCCAUAUUGCUGCUGUCCAGUGAUUGUGAGGUAAAGAGGCGGGCUUUGAGCCUCCUAGCCAACAGCUACAGAGUUCCUGCCUGCCAAUCAAGUCAGCUGUGCCUCUCAUUGGAGGACUCGUAAUCUCAAUAUCUUUGAAAUUGCAGUGUAAAAAAAAAAUCCACCCCCGUACAGUGUGUGCCGAUCAAGAAAUGAGCUACCCAGACUACACUCGUUUUUUGUACCAGGCUGUAAACAUGUUUAUUUCUGCUGUAAAGAUCGUCUUUUUUAAAUUGGUGUGUAUUUGGGGUCUUCCUGAGCCAGCCUCAAGCAUUGGACUCAUAUUUUUAUUUUGUCAUUCAACUUUUUAUUGCAUUUUGACAAAUUAUAUAGAAGUUAUAAAAAUCCAACAAAAAGAAAAUAGGGAAAAAAAUAGUUU
Notolabrus celidotus (New Zealand spotty) is the source of this 4927-nucleotide messenger RNA. It is a transcript of the gene brinp2, whose product is annotated as bone morphogenetic protein/retinoic acid inducible neural-specific 2. The record is from RefSeq and is a predicted model, not a curated record. Gene Ontology annotation, biological process: negative regulation of mitotic cell cycle; positive regulation of neuron differentiation. Lineage: Eukaryota; Metazoa; Chordata; Actinopteri; Labriformes; Labridae. The transcript is spliced from 9 exons. Bases 142 to 2610 code for a protein of 822 amino acids.